AUUUACCGUACAGGAGGAAGUGAACCCAGACUUCUGUUUCUACUGGGCUCGUUAAUAUCAGACGAGAAAGACCAUCAUCACCACAUCGGACCAGACAUAUCCAGCUCUACACCAGUUAUCAACUCUGGACAGACCAUCAAGCGAGCAGCUGUGGAGGAGAGACGAGGUGGAGACGGAGAAGAAGGGGGAGGAGACUGAGGCUUCAUACGCAGCAGACCCCCUGUAGACCAUGACCGCAGGCCGCCCCGCGCCCCUGUCCUGAUGCAGCCCCCGGUCCACGCCCAGCUGGCGGCGUUGUGCCUCAGCCUGGUGAGCUGGACGCUGGGCGUGGCCUCUCUGGGCGUGGUGGAGUGGAGGGCGUGGCACGUGGAGGACCGCAGCGUCGUCACGUCGGGCGUGGCCGCGGUGGGCGUGUGGCGGACCUGCUUCCACAGCCAUGUGCUCGUCAGCCCCGGGCUGAGGGUCAUGUUCUGCCGCGGGAUGGGCGUGGCCGACGACUUCCUGCCCGAUGAGAUCACAGCGGUGCAGGUGGUGGUCCCGCUGGGCCUGGCGGUUGGGCUGGGGGGCAACGCCGCCGCCGUGGCCGCCCUGAGGGGGGUCUACGUCGGGCGGGGCUGGGGCGGGGCCCGGGCCUUCCUCUGGGCAGGGUGGCUCUGCGCGCUGUCGGCCCUGCUGUCCCUGGGGCCCCUGGCCUGGAACCUGCACUCCAUGCUGGGGAACCAAACCAUCGCCUUCCCCCCCGAGUUCCACCUGCCGGCAGAGCCCGUCCGGCAGAGCCCCGGGGUGGGGGUCAUCGUGGCGACGGCGGCCGCGGUGCUGAUGCUGAUCAGCGGCAUCAUGUUCCUCUGCUACCGGCCCCCCCCGGGCCCCACGGGGGCCCGGGGGGCGGGGCCUCGAGGCGGCGCCCUGUUGGAGGCGGGGCUAGACACCCUCCGUCUGAGGGGGUUCAGCGCCGCCACGGGGAAAGACAACGCCGGCUUUGAGCCUCACACACGCCUCUGAGACACUUAACUUAACUAAGGGGGUUCCAAAGACACUUAACUUAACUAAGGGGGUUCCAAAGACACUUAACUUAACUAAGGUGGUUCCCAAGGCACUUACCUUGACUAAGGUGGUUCCCAAGACACUUAACUUAAAUAAGGUGGUUCCCAAGACACUUAACUUAUAAGAUGGUACCCAAGGCACUUAACUUAACUAUGGAGGUGCCCAAGACACUUAACAUAACUAUGGAGGUGCCCAAGACACUUAACUUAACUAAGGUGGUUCCCAAGACACUUAACUUAAAUAAGGUGGUUCCCAAGACACUUAACUUAACUAUGGAGGUGCCCUAGACACUUAACUUAACUAUGUAGGUGCCCAAGACACUUAACUUAACUUUGUUGGUUCUCAAGACAUUUAACUUAAAUAUGACCACGCUGGCUUUGAGCCUCACCAACGCCUCUGAGACACUUAAAUGAUGACGUUCCCUCAGAGGGCUGCUGGCUCCAGGUCUUUAUUCUUAACAUUUACAUUUGGGGUGAGAGGGGCGGCUGUGCAGAGUCCAGGGGAACUCUGAACUCUGCACGAGUGUGUCUUGAGUCUAACCGAAGCUAAAGGCGUGAAUGCAAACCUUUUAAUGCAGUCCUUUGUUUCGGAGAGAACACGAACAGAGUUCCACCUACCUCAGGGAAGCCCGAAGGUCUCAGUGAUAGAUGGAGACCUGUGAGACCUCAUCCUAUAUCAGAUUCUAUCCACCCUAUGAGCGGUUAAUGAGGGUCAGAUGAUCAGAUGAAUGGGUGAAUUCAUGUGUUCACAGUACAUCGUUGUCCUGCUCGCCUCCCACCUUAGCCUUGCUAUCUUAAAUCAGAGACCCUCCUCUUCUCAGCGCCACCGAGCCAUACCGCCCACCUCCCUCCUGCCCCCCCCCCCCCCGGGUGCCGGAGCCCCCAGGGGCCCGCCCGACCCCUCCGGGUUCAGCCGCCGCUGCCGCCGCGCCGCGGGCUAUGAUUAGCUUCCUUGUUUGGCUAACAGAAUGUUCUGUCUCCGCAUGGAAGUCACAUGCCCCCCCCUCCCCAGCUGCUGCUUAGCAUACAAUGGGCCCCGGGGCCUCUGAUGUGGACCCCCGCUGGCCGCUGAUAGAGAGCCCCCACAGAGACAUAAUGACCACAUUGUAGUGAGGGCCACAAUGGAGGCUUUCACCACCAACAAGGUGGGGGGGGUGAGUGUCAUCGAUCAGGAAACAUGAUGGACAUUAACGUGUAAACAUUAUGGACAUUAACGUGUAAACAUUAUGGACAUUAACGUGUAAACAUGAUGGACAUUAACGUGUAAACAUUAUGGACAUUAACGUUUAAACAUGAUGGACAUUAACGUUUAAACAUGAUGGACAUUAAAAUGUAAACGUUUAGAUUUAGGGUGUUUACCAGAUGCUUUUACCCAGAGGGACUCACAAUAAGAACAUUAGUCAGAAGAAGAGAAACAACGAUGUAUCUCUGUGGGUACAGUAAGGAUGUUUAAAGAACCAAGUGCCAAGCACUAACAAUCACUAGGUUAACCCAUUCCCGUAUACAACACAGAUAGGAUAAGACGCUACACAACUAAGUACUUUUUUUAGUGGUGGUGGGUAGUGCUUAAGAGGGUGGGGGGGGGUCGAGGCUAUGCAGAGUACUGGUCGGCACACCUGGACGUUUCUCAGGCCUGUUGACCAGAUAAUACCGUGAAGCUGUGGGGGCAAUCGUUAUAAAAAAGGUGUUUGUCUUUGUUAAUCGUAGGACUGCUCUUGUAUAAUCAGUAUGACAGUCGUGCUACACAGGGACUACUCCUGGUAGGCUGAUCUGGUCUGUUUAUGAAUGCCGAACUCUCUUAUCAGCAGUUACCUGCAGAUCACAGUUCAUGUUUGUUGUUUUUUAUGUGGUUCUGCCUUGCAUUGUGUUUUAUAUGUUUUUGUCAUUGUGGAGACCUGGGAAUUGAUGGACAGGUCAUCUUUCUCCAAAAAUGUGAACUCGGACAGAAACAAAUCGAUCUCUUCCAUGUUUAUGUUGAUGUUACAUUGUUCCAGUUUGACUCGAUUUACUAGAUCAACUAUUAUAAAAACGGUCUGAAAAACACAAACGUACUUGUGUUCAUAAUCCAUAAUGCUAUCCUGAAGGAUAUCUGGUUAGAUUUAGAAUGAUUUCAAUAUUGGAAUUAAAUUCUAAAUAAAUUUAUGUAAAACCCUUGAUCACAACAAAUACAAUAUAUACUUUGACAUUUAUUAAUGAAAUUAUCAGCAUGUUUUACAUUUGUUUGCUAAAUGACAUUCAAGGUUUCUGAUAAAUUAUAUAUUAUGGUACAGUACAUUCAACUAUAACCUCUGGCAUCUGAUUGAAAUAUCAUCAUUAAAUAUAAUAUAUUCACCAACUGUUUUAUGUUGACGUCUAUGACAUUGUGGUCGAUUAAACAAUGACUCCUCA
Molecule: messenger RNA, 3431 nt
Organism: Gadus morhua (Atlantic cod)
Lineage: Eukaryota; Metazoa; Chordata; Actinopteri; Gadiformes; Gadidae
Product: claudin-34-like
Exons: 2
Coding region: 262-1002 (246 amino acids)
Cellular component (GO): membrane; bicellular tight junction
Molecular function (GO): structural molecule activity
Source: RefSeq, a predicted model, not a curated record